CAAAACAACCCUCACAACUCCCUAACCGCUCACUGCGAAACAUUGCUAACGUUAUUCUAAAGUGAGGCUAACAGGUUAGAUUAAAUUAUGCAACUUACAUAAACAUAUCUAACAAAAGUGUUGCAGAUCUGUCUAAUUUUAGUCUCAUUUUACCCUAACGUUAGUGAGAAAAUUAGAGUAACUUUCUAACAGGUUACACUCAUGUUAGGGUCAAGUUAGAGUAACCUUGUUUGCUGGGAGGGUCGAAGUAUAUAUACGUGUAAACUGAAAACCAAGUGUACCCAAAAGUGGGUUGUUUUCACUCAAAACCGUAUAUAUAUAUAUAUUCGCGAUCAAACGUCAAACACUCUCGUCUAGAUGGCGUUCGCGCAUGAUGAUGAUGAUUACAUUCUAAAUAUCCAAAGUGCUCGUAAUCAAAUAGUAAAUCUCUUGGUUACUUGUACUUCUACCGUGUUCCAAUCGAUGACGACGUUGCUACAACAUUGCAACAUGAAGUGCAUCGUUCCUUCCUGCCGGAAUGAGGAAGGUCUCUCGUGCACCAGAUUCUUUGCCGUGCCACCUACAAAUAACAAAUCCUUCAAGAACUGGACAAAACGUAUGCAUCUUUCGGGUCAGCGGAAAGAAAAAAAUUGUGCAGAUCACUUCUCCAGUAGUGACUUUAUCACUUAUAGCCGGAAACAUCUAAAAAACAAAGCGGUUCCAAGCUUUCGGCUGCCGAAAAAUGGUCUGAAGGUAGAUCCGAGGGGAGCAUGCUGUAUAAGAGGGUGCUCGACCAAAAUGCGGAAAUUACUGUUCAAAUUCCCAAUCCAACCGCGAAUCAGGGAAGUAUGGAUGAAAAUUUUGGCCAUUGAAAAUACCAGCAACCUGAAAGUUUGUCAUCGGCAUUUUACUCUGAAAGACUUCAGAACAGUCAACAGUGUGUAUUUGAAACCUGGUGCUGUUCCAACGAAAAAAGUGCCCAAACUAGUGAAGCGCGUAAAACGGUCUCUAGGAACUCGAAGCAGCUUUUCUCAUCUAUGGGACCACAAUUAUUGUGCACGGCAAAGUGUUCGUCCAAAAAGCAACCGUAUUUGCUAUGUGACCGGUUGUUACUCCAGAGCAAGCCAAGAGAUAUCCUUGCACAAAUUUCCAGCUAAUACAGACCAGCGAUUCCAUUCAUGGCUUAAAGAACUAAGAUGUAGUAGAAUGCCAACGAAAAAUUCAACGGUGUGCAGUAGACACUUUGUUGAAGCUGAUUACCUUCCAGGUGGAAGGCGCCUGAAGAAAAUAUAUAGCUAUACCAUCGAAGUGUCUUCCUGGACAAGAAUCAGAUUAUACGAGCAGCUCAUCGCCCACAUUAGCCGGUGUUACAAAAAGUGAUGAAAUCGACCGUGCUACCAUAACGGAUGAGAAGUCAUGUACAAUGCCAUUAAACGAACACGAGGUUGACCAUGCUCUUCACCCUCUCUCCCAUGUCAUCAAUGAAGAAGCUUCCCGAAUAGAAUGGUAUUAUUAUACUAUCUUGCUAGUUAUCGUUUUUUGAUCAAAAAGAAUUGAAAUUGAAUUUUAAAUGGAAACAUAAAAAAUAUCAAACGAUAAUUAUACCAUAAAUAAUAUUUACGAUAGCGUCAAUAAUAAUUUGAUUUUGGACGAUACACUGAAUGGGUUGUUAAGUAUCGUUACCAUUCAAAAAGGCCUAUUUUUCCUUAUAUUUUUGUCAGGCGAUUUUACCAUAUAUCGUUAGUUUAUCAUCAUUUCUUGUCCUGCGAUGAUUCGGAUUAUAAUUGUAUUCAAAAAAAAAGAUCAGUAGUAUGGUUUUUGAAAUCAAAUUAUGGAUCAAAUAAAGAUUCCAUGGUUAAUUCAAAUUAAAAGGGGUAUAAUAAACAUCAAAAUAUAUGAUAGCCGUAUUAAAUUUUGUAUAAUA
This is a messenger RNA of Armigeres subalbatus, 1903 nucleotides long. RefSeq lists its product as uncharacterized. Bases 358 to 1359 code for a protein of 333 amino acids. The record is from RefSeq and is a predicted model, not a curated record. The transcript has 5 exons. NCBI's taxonomy places the organism in Eukaryota, Metazoa, Arthropoda, Insecta, Diptera, Culicidae. Gene Ontology annotation, molecular function: sequence-specific DNA binding.